GUGGAGAUCGGACAACGGAGCGAUGGGAAAGACGUCGAACUGGCGACCCGCUGCCGGUCACAGAAGGCAAUACUGACCACCCAAAAACCCGACUCGGCAGCUUCAAGUCCGCCCAUCCCAGGCACACUUACAAAUAGGAAAUUGGAAGAAGAUAAAACGCGCCCCUCCGAUCGCACCAACUGCAGUCCCCCCGUUGGCCAACAGAGGCGCCUCCAGCAUCUUUCAACUACUCGAACAAACAUUGCAAACGUCAAGGAACAGAAUCAGGCGUUCGCGAGGGGCGGCCUGCCGGGGUCCUUUUUUUCGCCCCGUCUCGACUGGAGAGGAGAGCUACCAAGAUGGCAGCUACAGCUGCGCGGCGGUUGGGAGUGGCCGCGGCGGGGCUGGGUGGCCGCAAGAUAUAUGUUUAUUCAGACACACGACACUCCAAACCCAAACAGCUUGAAAUUUAUCCCAGGCAAGCCAGUCCUGGAAGCUAGAACUAUAGAAUUCACCUCUCCGGCUUCCACGUAUUGCUCCCCCUUAGCAAGGCAGCUUUUCAGGAUUGAAGGAGUUAAAAGUGUGUUCUUCGGAAGAGACUUCAUCACAGUAACAAAGGAAAGUGAAGAUACUGAUUGGAACAUAAUAAAACCAGAUAUUUAUGCAACCAUAAUGGAUUUCUAUGCUUCUGGAUUACCUAUUAUUACUGAAGAGGCACCUCGUACAGACACAGUUUCCUCUGAAGAAGAUGAUGACGUUGUAUCAAUGAUAAAAGAACUGCUGGAGACUCGGAUUAGGCCAACUGUCCAGGAAGAUGGUGGUGAUGUCAUAUUUAAGGGUUUUGAAGAUGGAAUUGUGCAGUUAAAAUUGCAGGGCGCAUGCACUAGCUGUCCCAGUUCCAUCAUAACACUGAAGAAUGGAAUUCAAAAUAUGCUGCAGUUCUAUAUUCCAGAAGUAGAAGGUGUGGAACAGGUUGUUGAUGAUGAUAAAGAAGAAGCAAACUCAGCCUGAAUUAGUGAAAGCUUUGGACUUUAUUUUCCAUCUGGCUUUGCCCAAGAUAGCCUGUUGAAAGAGGCCAACUUUCAUCACCACCUUUUCCAGACAUUUGGUGGACUGCUUUUAUCACUGAUUCUUAAGACACAAAGUCAAUAGUGUUCUUACCCAUCUUCUUUUCAGGGCUUUUUUUUUUUUUAUAAACACAAGAAAUAUGUAGAAUUUUGGUUCAAAUAAAUGUCAUAUAUUAUUAAAUCGAUUCCUUUUCGUGGAAUUCGAUAACUCCUGCGGUAUCCGGUAGCUGUAUUCUGAAGUUAACAGUGCCUUGAUAAAUACGAUGUGAGGCAGAGGAGGGAUACACCUUGAUUGCGUGUUCACAUUUAUUAAUUUGGAUAAGAAUUUAUACUUCACCUGAAAAGUGUAAAUGUGCCACAAAUGGUGUUACUAUGCUUAACUACCCUGCUGGUGAGUACAGCAAGGUAAUUAAAAAGUCCUAUGAUCCAACUAAUUUACAUUAUGCAACUGUGUGCCACUGGAAGAAUAUGUGCACUUUACAGGAGCUGGAACUCCUUAGGAAAACUGAAAACUAGCUUUUUCAGUGAAGGCAAACGUCAAACUGCUUUGCCUAAGUGGCUGGGUUUCUAGUUUGAGUGAGCAUGUGAUUGGAUGUUUAAGAUCAGCCUCUUUAGUGAACUAACUGAUUUGAUGAUAGGGGUUAAAAUCGUUUAAAAAUGUGACCACAGCAUAAAAUCUGUCUGCUGUUUGAAAUAUUUAACAUAGCAGCAGUUAGAAUUCCCACUGGGAAAAAAAAUGUAAUAGCUCGUAGUAAAAUUGAAAUUCAUAUUUUGAACUACCAUGUUACUUUUCCCUGAAGAAAAUGUAAGUAUGUAGCGUAUUCCCCAAAGAAAAAGCUGUUAAUUGGAGUCUUCAAAGUAUAUAAAUAACUGGUGUGUUUUGGUUUUCCAAAAUAAAGCAAAU
Messenger RNA from Gekko japonicus, 1950 nucleotides. It is a transcript of the gene NFU1, whose product is annotated as NFU1 iron-sulfur cluster scaffold. The coding region runs from base 403 to 990 and encodes 195 amino acids. Gene Ontology annotation, cellular component: mitochondrion. The transcript is spliced from 7 exons. Gene Ontology annotation, biological process: iron-sulfur cluster assembly. Lineage: Eukaryota; Metazoa; Chordata; Lepidosauria; Squamata; Gekkonidae. The record is from RefSeq and is a predicted model, not a curated record. Gene Ontology annotation, molecular function: iron ion binding; iron-sulfur cluster binding.